AUGCCCAGCGGCGCCUGGGUCGCCAGGUCCCAGCUGGAGGACCACUUCAGCGCUCCAAAGGGCGCUCCCACGGUGUUCGCCUUCUGGAACAAGGCGGAGGUACAGCUCACCCUGCGGGCGCUCCGCAGUCCAGGCGCCGGCGCCGCCUUCAAGGAGGGCCGAUCUUUCUUCAUCUCCGUGUGGUCCCCCGACGUGGAGGUGCCGAGUGCCCAGACCACCACAUUGGUGCAGCCGCAGGGCUGGCUCCCCUCAUUGGAAGGCAUGGGCCAAGGUGCCGAGGAGGAGGUACCCAAGGACCUCGGACCAUGGCUGCCGCUCAGCCCAAGCGACGUGGUCGCCAACAACCUGGGGGGCUCCGGCCCGGAGCGUUCCGCGCCAGAGCUGCGCUACGCCAACGCCGCCAGCCUCUGGGGCCACACGGUGGAUGUGGUGCUGAGAGCGCGAAGUGCCUACCAGCCGGCGUCGGUGCAGCUGAACGGGCGUCAGGUUGGCGCUGUGGCGGUGAACGUGGCCUUAGGCACGGCGGUGCAGCUGGAGCUGCGCGUGGAGUCGAAGGGCGGAUCCGCCGCGGAUUUGGCCUGGCUCUUUCUCCUGGUCUACGAUGUGGAGGAUCCUUUCUAUGGCCUGUCGUCGGCGGGGGAGGUGCUGGUUUCCGGCGUGCAGGCGGUGCGCUUUCCAGGGCACCACUGGCGAGACCUGGGGCCGGCGGAGGCCUUCCGCCCGCCGGCCGGGGCCUCGCCCUUGCUGGCGCUGCGGGGCGGCAGCGUGAACCUCACGCUGCGGGCCCUCGCGGGCCAAGGCAACAGCAUCGGCAGCCAGGGCCGGAGCUUCUUCCUGGCGCUGCGCGCCCCGCAGCUCCUCCCGGACGGCCGAGCGGAGCGGCGGAGCUCCACGCAGGCGCCUCAUGUAGCGCGCUUGCCAGGGCUCAUGCGAGGCGCGGUGACCACCACCGCUCCGGAGGCGCAGUGGGUGCGCCAGCCGCUGGUGCAGGGCUACCUGGGCCCAAAUUUCGCGCUGGAGCCCUCGAAGGUGGUGAUCAACAACCUCGGCGGCAUGGGGCCCAGCCGCGGCCCCCCGGAGCUGCGCUGGCUCGGCGCCGCGGUGCACCGCUCGGAGCCGCUGGACGUGGUGCUGACGGCCAGCUCCAGCUACCACCCCGCGGACGCCCAGCUCAACGGGCGCCAGGGGCCCUUCCCCGGCGCCGCGGUGAGCGUGGCUGCGGGGACUACGGUGCGCCUCCACUUGGCCUUCAACUCCGACAACUGGGGCAUCGAGGAGACACGGGCAGCUCGCUGGUGGCGCUGCCGCGGCUGUACCUGCAGAUCUUCGAGGAGGCGCCGAACGGCGGCGAGGCGCUGGUGGAGGGCGCCGAGGGCCUCGCCCUUCGGAACGGCACCUGGCUGCCAUCCCAGGGCAAGGCGCUGCGGGUCACAGCGGGUGCCGAAGGCCCCACGGCGGCCUUCAGCAGCUGCAGCGCGGUGGACCUCACCUUGUCGGCGCGAGGCUCCUCCAGCCGCACCUUCUUCAUCGCCCUCCGCUCCCCUGACGUGA
This is a messenger RNA of Effrenium voratum, 1551 nucleotides long. NCBI's taxonomy places the organism in Eukaryota, Dinophyceae, Suessiales, Symbiodiniaceae. The record is from the annotation of a GenBank genome assembly.